GAGAGAGAGAGCGUCGGUAAUAUUUGUAAGAGCGGAAGUAUCUUAAGUGAAAAUGGAAAUGUUUGUGUUUUCCCCGUAGAUAUAGAUCGACGUGCGAAUGAAUCUUGUAAAGAGUGCGACGUGUUAAUAGUCUCGUAAAGGAGAUUUUCGAAAUUGGGAAGAAGAGCUAGCGGGGGGCCUCUCGCGAGAGUCGCGAAGAUUGCGGAUACCAGCGGCGAGACGGGAGCAACGUGGCGAAGAGCGCGGAGCGAAGAGUGGAGAGGAGGCUGCUUGUUUCUUCGCGCGAAGAAAGAACCCACGGCGAAAGCGUUGAUCGCGAGAUCCGCGAACAGUGAUGGUCGAGGAAAAUACGAAGAGGCGCGGAGAAGAGAGGAAUUACGGGUUGACUUAAAUGAAUAUAAAUCACUGGCAUUAAGACGGAAAACAAGAGAAAAAAAAAGAGAGAAUGCAAAUUAUGAGCGAUGUCCCCACUUUCUUCCCUCCAUUAAACGCCGUAUUACGAGAUAUCAGGAAUACUUGAAACCCCUAAGCCGCUUUUCUUUUUCACGUUUUCACGGGCCGCUAUGGAAAUGAGGGAUUACACGAGGAUUUGGGUGAAAAAAUCAUUCGUACUGCCUUCGCUGAGUCUGCCCCACCUCGCUUCCCCCAUCGCUUCGCCGCCGUGGUAUUCAUAUCGAUACGUGCACGCGCGAGUGCACGCCUCGACGUGGCGUACACACACGUCGCGAUAAUCCGCACAAACAGCCGUAUUGUAAAGCAAUUCAAUUCGGGCAUUCACGCCCUCACACAUAUCCGCGGAUCUUUUCCUCUUUCGACAUACCCCCACCCCUCUUCAUUGGUCGAAAUGUACGCGCGGAUAUACGUUUAUUUCCAAUCCGACAGCCGGAACUGAUAGAAAGGUUUCGCCAGCUGUUCGUUAUGCGGAAACCGUGACAGUCGCUUUCACCAGCUCUUCUGAUCCGCGGUCGAAGCGCGGACUUUCGCAUCGUAGGAGAAUAUGCGCACGCUUCCGCCGCAAAUGAAAACCCAAUUGACUUCAAUUUCGCUGUCGUUACGAGUCCAAUGCAGGGGAAAAACGACCUACAAGUAAUUACGGUCUUGACUCGAGGCGCGCGUAUAUUACACGGAAUACAUCUGCUUACGAGAGAAUUGAUUAUUUUUCCGUGGGGGAUGUUUCUCCUGUAGGACAAUUGGGCUAAACGUUAGGCGUACAACGGAAAUGCAAGGUGCCGACGAUACGCGGGCGGUAUAGCAGAAAUUUAAAUAGUUACGGUAUCUUCACGAAGCGCUAUGCGGUGACUCACGCUUAAGUAUUCCAUUGUGCAGAGGUUCCGCAAGCAUUGCCCCGCAUAGCAGGCGCUUCCAAAAAUACACGUUUCGUUUUAGCGUUUCGCGCACGUCGAUAUGCAAACGCAUCAGUAAUUCAUGGACCGUAGCUCGUUGCAGAGUUGCUGCAAUAAAGAGUGGGAAACUAGGAAAUUUAUUAGAAAUUUCCGAGCUGUAAUGGGCGAAGAGAUUCCUCACAGUACCCCGUAAUGCUGUCGAAUGAUAAAACAUUCCUCGCGAUGGUGAAAUCAAUAGGCACGUACUUGCCUUCCCUUCUUAUUUUUCCCCACUUCUCCUUUUUCAACAUAUCACAUCGCACCCCCUUUCUCUCUCUCUCUCUCUCUCUCUUUCACCCCCUGAGCUGCUUUUUCUCUCAGUGAUCAAGUGUUGAUUAAAUAAGGACGAAUAUUUGAAUGGAAAGGAAGUCAUCCUAACGCGUACGUUCUGAUAUUUUCUCUUGUUUUUCCGGGAAGAAAGAUGAUGACGUAAAAUAAAAGUAUUGAGUGAAAAUAAAGUGUCGCAAGACGGCGUGAACCACAAAGUGAUUUCAAAGUGACAAGUAUUGAGCGCGAUCAAACGACGAGAUUCUGCUUUCAGCUCCGACCUCUCUUCCAGUUUCGCUCGUUCCGUUGUCAAGAGUAUUGAUAUCGAGUAUUGAUAUUUCGCUGCAAACACUCAAAGACUCGUAACUGACAUCCGAAGCAUGAGAGACAUAUAUUUGUCCCCGACAAAAGAUGUGUCCAAGAGCUGAUCUUAGGACCCGUUGGAGUCACCCGUCGAGUGCCGGAGAGGGGAAAAUACGAAACGGAGACCGAGAAACACGCGGAGGAUGGAAGCAUGAUUCUGAUGCCGCGGGUACGGCGAACUCGACGGAAAACUAGAAGAAGAACGUCCUGAGGCCGAAGGGAGAGAUCGAGGAGGAGGGGUGGAAUGACGAGGGUUUGCGGGGAUAUGGAUACCCGCGAGGACAGCGGAGUCGGUCGAUCGCGAAGCUCGAAUCUGUUGACUUAACCGUCUCCAAGGGGGAUCUCGGCAUGCGUCCUGCGGAGCCGGACGGGACGUCGUCGUACUUCUGUUUAAGUUACGCAUCACGAGAGAUUACGUUCGCGACAUGAUUUCGGGAGAGAAAAUUACCGCGUACCGUUAACGUCGCUCGCGGACUAUCAAUGUCCUCGAGACACGACUCGAGGGAGGACUCGCGCCUUUCGCUAAUGUCGUCGCAGGAGACCUCUUCGAAUCGGCGUCGCUCCCUGAUAUUUUCUGUGGCAUGUACGUGACCCCAACGACGUGGAAAGAAAUUUGCGGCAGCAGAGCCUCGAAAAGACCCGGUACCGUGGGCGGUACAACCUUGUGCCCCUGGUACGGUACCGUUUCCUGAAGGACGAGGCUGGCCGGUGUGUGCGUGCGUGUGUUUGCGAUUGUGUGGAGGAGGAAAAAAGAACUCAAAGGUACCUUUCGUGCGGUGGUACCUGCGGCUGAGUGUCUCUUCGAGUCGCUUCAAUUGUCUACGCCUCGUGCCAGGUGCUUGCGAACACCGUACCGGAUCGUGCAAGAUCAACUGUGCGAAUCGGUAUCAAACGGUACCGUCAUCAAGGAUGAGACAAUCCGGCAAAGCAUCGUGAGGAACAGCAAAAGAACGUACGUAUCUUGGUCGUUGGACGAUGACCGACUGGCCGUCGUCGUGGUGGAGAUGACUACCAGGUUAGUGGCUCGUCCCGAAGACGACGACGACGACGACGAGGUCCACGAAGAGACACGAGACUCGGCCGUGGGCCAUCACUGCCACUGAUAGAGCCGGCAUCCCGUCGCAGCUCACAUCGAUGCCGACUGCCACAUCCACGAAACGAGGAAAUUCAGCGCCGUCACUCCAUUUUCGAGCCCAGUCAGCGCACGUUGGCCGACACAGUUCGGAAUGGGGAGUGUCGGCAGCAACGUGACAGGGACGACGACGACAGAUCCGACGACGUUCCUGCCAGACGCGACGCCGACUCUAAGCGAGCGUGAACAGGUCAAAAUCGAAUUUUACAAAACGUACGACGUCAUGACGGGGGUACGAAUCGCCGCGACCCUCGGCGGCUUUUUCAGCUUAAUGGUGUUGCUGGUAGUUUACAAGAGCAGAUGCAAAGCGAGCAAACAACUGGAAGACCCGGCUUUGACUGCGGCGGCAGCCGCGGCGGUCGCGGAAGCUGAAGCCGAGGAACGCGCACUCGCCGCCGCUCUGGAAGCGAUCGCCAGGUUACCACCUAGACCGGGUCGUGGUCCGAGAAGAUCGUUAUGCGUUGAGAUGAACCAGUCUCGUUCACCCGUGGUGGCACCUCGCUUCGCCUCAGUCGGAGGUGGAUACGACGCCCUGCUGGCACCGCCAAUCAGGCAACCGAGGUUGGCUCCCCCGGUCGAUUACAGAAGAUGUAGCUCGGUCACCUGUAGCAGCACUGGAAGUAGUUAUCUGGAACGAAGGGGUUCAGCCAUGGUAAUGCCGUGCCUUCCGCCUCCUCCAUCCUACCCGCAUCAUGCCGCCUACGAUGAGCCAUGGGACUUAUAUUACCCCAUCGAUAUCCAGGUAAUACAGCCAACUCCGGAUUUAUCGCCGUGCGGUAGCGAGGUCGGUCUUUAUGCCGGGGCAGUCGGCAGCCUUAUGGCGGCGUCGUCGGGUAGAAGAGCGCCGUUGGCAUCGAUGGGUAGCGUGGAUCCUCCCGACCCAGACACCAGGUCGCUCGGCUCCGAUUCCGUCUUCCUAAAGAACGAGGACGAGGAGCAGUGCAUCGACACCGAGGACGAGGUCUCGGGUUUCUCCACGGACUCGGACGCGCCUGGACCCAGCCGUCGGCGGUUCCUACGGGUGCCUUCUAGGAAAAAACGGAUCCCCGAAAAAUGGGACGGGUGCGCGGGCUGCGUGCCCAGGCGACGAGCCGGUAAUAAACCCUGCCAAGAAUGUUUGACCAUCAGUGCCGCUGUCGAAACCUUCAGGUCGCAACCACCCUCAACGACAACCAGUAGCAGUCAGAGUAGCGUUGGAUCUCCACCGUGUUCACCGCCGAUCGAGCUGAGGCACAGACCACCACCAACGCCAUUACCAUCAGUCCCGCCAAUAUGGUCCCAAGAAACGCUCUUUUAGAAUGCGUUUUUCGUAGUGAGCAUGUCCCUCGACCUGUUUUUAUCGAGACACGAAGCUAAAUCCAGAAUGUCGAUAUCUGAGGAAAUCAUUUGCCCGAAAAAUUGCUCUGGUCUUCUAUCUCUAAAAAAAAAAUCAUCUCUUCCUUUCUUGGAUCCCGUCGCCAUUAAAAUGUACAAUACUUUACGUGGAUUUGAAGAUCCAAUUGUUAUAUCGGUCAGUGAAUUCGACUACGAUUCACGAAUGCAACGUCGCGAUGAAAUCGUUACAAAAGUAUUUUCGUAAAAUCUAAAUUUUGCUCCAACAAAAUUGUAUCGCUGUGCACGCCGUAAUCUUUACGAGUCGCAAGAACAGAUGGAAGCUACGUAAAGGAUAAAAGUUAACCGACGACGAGAAGAAACGGAAGAAGCGUACGAGGGAGACGUGGGGGAAUAACGACGGGAAGCAUUUUUCGUCCGGGCGGUGAGGAAAUAUCGGAGAUUUUCGAUAUUACGGCGGCGACUUCUGUCCCGGAACCGGAGCAAACCCAUCUUAAGGUAGUCGAGAUCGAAGGCAUUUUACGUCGACUGUAUGGUA
Vollenhovia emeryi is the source of this 5014-nucleotide messenger RNA. RefSeq lists its product as uncharacterized. The record is from RefSeq and is a predicted model, not a curated record. The transcript is spliced from 8 exons. Lineage: Eukaryota; Metazoa; Arthropoda; Insecta; Hymenoptera; Formicidae. Bases 3239 to 4441 code for a protein of 400 amino acids.